UACAAGUGGAAAUUAGCAGUUUUUGUGCAUUCAUUGGAAAUUCUUAUACCUGUCAUACAGGUGCUCGCGUUCAUGAGCCACUUCAUAUAUAUAGUAUAUACACAUAUCUUACCACUGCCGGAUUUUACUGUAUAAUUAUAUCUGGAUUUAUACGUACGUACAUGCUUGUGUUAUAAUGGAUGAUAUGAAUGAAAUACAGUAAUUUGCAUUGCACUGCUGUGAAAAAUACAGUAAUUAGUAUCUCAGUGAGCAAUCAAUUACACCGAUAUUGGGAUUUAUUUCAACAAUAGUUUUUUUAAUUUUUUUAUUACAGAGUGUAACAAACAUCGUUCUGAAAAUGUGUAGCAAAAAUGUCAACUUUCACUCUUAUGCGUUUUCUUUACCAUCGAGAUGACGACUCGUUUUGAAUGAUUUUGAAAUCAAUUUUCAAGUCUGAAAUACUAUGGUGGAAUCGGUUUCAUUUUGCCUAAGAACCACGUGGAGUUGUUGUGUAAAACAAGGAAUUAAAUUGUACGCGUAAAACAAACAACCUAUUUUUUAAGUGAACUUGUGUUGGAUUUAUGAGCUUUAAAGUCAUGUUUCAUACGGUAAAUUUGACAGUGCUGUUAGGUGUACUAGUGUGCGUUGUACUAUCGAGAGAGGUAUCGGAUGGACCGCAGAACGUCCUAUUAAACGAAGCCGUCAAGACAUUGCUUGGGUUCAAAGAUGAGCAUCCCAGGGACCAGAUUUCCUCCCCUUAUGGCGUAGGUCAGGAGGCUCCUAAAUAUAUGUUGGACCUUUAUGACAGAUUUCGAAAUUCUCAAAUAUCAAAAGGCCAUCUCUCUGGGAACACAGUGAGGAGCAUUCACGCCGAAAUAGCUGAGGUGAACGGCGAGGAGAUGUUCGUCUUUAAUCUUACCUCCAUCAUACCAUCGGAAAGACUAUUGAGUGCAGAAAUUCACCUGUACAAAAGAAAAAUGAAGAAAGCUAGACGACGGCGAAGAGACUUGGACUUACUCAUGUAUGAGAUCGCACCACACUACAUGAGUGAAAAUGGUAAAAUUACGAUGAGGGCCGAAAGUUUUGGAUGGCAGUGGUAUGACGUCACAGAUGCCGCACUUAGUUGCUUAGCAGCGCGGAGGGAUACACCACAUUUGUUUGCGUUGAAAUUUCAAGUUGAAUGGCAGAAUGGUAAAAUCAAAGAUGUGGCCCUCAAAAAAUUUAUUCGACAUCAUUCCAUGCCGUUCCUUAUAAUUUAUUCAAACGAUACUCAAAAUAACGAAUUAGAUUCAUUGGAAAAUUUAGCGGAAAAUAUGCAUAAAGAAAAGAAAGAAGAUAGUGACUUUGUGAGUAGUAACACUGGCAGUUUAAUAGAUUUUUCACGGAGAUUUGCAGACGACAAAUUAAAUAGCGAAAUCGAUUCUAAUGAUCAUUCUCAAGAUAAAACAUCCAAAAGUGUACAGAGACGUCAAAAACGCUCCAUUUUCAAUAACAAAAUUCCAGAGGACCCUGCAGACUAUGACAACUUUCACAGGAAGUUCAAUAUUCCUCAAACACAUCCCGACAUAUUACAAGCAAGACGGGAGAGUCGACACAAAAUUUCAGACUCUCGUUUGAUUCCAUUCCCUGAUGAAGACAGGAGGAAAAAUAGAAGAAACAACCGCAAAAACAGGAAAAAUAAAAGGAAAAAUAGGAGACGAAAGAAUAAGAAUUCAAAUCUACUUUUUCCAAAAGAGUGGGAUAGAUUUCGGGGAACUGGAACGGAGGAAAACCAACAUGGCGACAUUUGUAGCAAGAGGAAGCUUAUACUUGAUUUUGCAGAUAUUGGCUGGGAGGAUAAAAUCAUCGCUCCAAAAUCAUUCGAAGCUCACUACUGUGCAGGGUCGUGUCCAUUCCCACUUACCAAGAAACUAAGACCGUCCAAUCAUGCGACGAUCCAGAGCAUGGUGCACGCCAUAGGAAUCCACACAGACGUGCCAGCCCCGUGCUGUGUCCCUGAGUCUCUCUCUUCCAUCACACUCCUCUUCUUCGACAGUAACAGGAACGUCGUGCUCAAGAACUACCCCAGCAUGUCAGUCAAGGCGUGUGGAUGUAGAUAAGCACAACUGCAUUUCGAAUCUAUCAAUGUCAUCUAACUAACGAGAUCUCAUGAUAUAUUCAAACAUUCAAAAUGUAGCGCGAACGUUUGGACAUGGGUGAUGAAUCGUACGUUUAUGACAAAAAUGACAGUAGGAUACAAACGAAGGACAUUGAAGACGUUGUUAAAAACAGAUUGGCAAAAGAAAACAAUUCAAAUGAAUUUUGUAAUCGUACAUUAUUAAUGGCGAGUUAUAUUCAACCAAUCUAAGGGAUUUCGAAAGGAACGCUAUGUCUCUUCAACCCAGUAUUGCGCAUGCGUAUUUCAGGCAUUGGUAUUGAAAGUAAAGUGAGCUGACGCCAUUUUGCUUUUUCUGUUGUACACAUAUUGCAACACGCCUACCUACUGUGUCAUUAUAUUGACCGCUGUCUGAGAUCUACCAGGACUUGCUGAUUCUCGAGGAGGAGGAGGAUGUGCAGUACAUCAUGUUGGCAUUUACUAUGCUAUUAAGCAUGCAUGCAAGAAACAACAUGUAUACGUUUGUGUUAGUUUUAACACUAAAACAUUAUUGGUCACCGGCAUUACAUAACAAUCAUACGGAAUUGCAAGUGUUUGCCGUGACCUUUUGAUGGGAAGAUGGCGCGGGACGCUUAAUUGUACAAUUACUUCUAGAAAGUUAAUUAUUGAUUUUUUGAAGAUUGUCGUCAUAUUUUAACCUUGUAGCACUUUUGCUGUUGCCUGUAUAGACGACGGUGAAUAUAAUAUUCGAGCCGUGACCCGGACUCAUACGUUCACAUUACCUUUUAAAACUUCAAAAAUGUGUCAUCUACCUCAUUAAAGCGUCGCUGUGUUGUAUUACUGAUGACGUCAUUGACACGUUUACGUUGAUGUUACCAUGUCGACUGUGCAAGGACAGAUCAAUAUGAUUAGAAUAAAAGCGAUCGUACUAGGACAUGGACUUGUAAAUACACUUAUAAGGAAAAUGGUCAGUGUUUAGUUUAUAUAGAACUCAUCAUACAUUACUCUAUUCCAAGAAUGGCAUCAAAAUUAUUCUUUCAAAUUGUAUUUAUAUAUUUUUUCUUAGAAAAUUAAUUCGUUACAAUGUGUGUAUGAAUAUUCAUUUUGAACGCCACAGUUGACCCAAUAAGAUAUCAUAGUUUAUAAUCUAAUAUUUCAUUAUUAAUGGGAUGGAAUAGAAAAAAUGUUAAAUUUUCGAUAAUAGAAAUCAUCAUUUGGCAUUUUUAGACGCAAGUGUUGCUCAUGAGAUAUUCAUCAGUGCUCACAAAGAAAUCUGCUGUAUGAGUAAGAUAAGGAUAACGUCAGGUUAAUAUGUUUGUAUGUAAGUUCCUUGUAAACAAUACAGAAGUCGUUCGUUUGUAAACUCAUUUUCACGGCUUCCAAAAGAUAUUCUCGUGUAAAUUGCACAAUUGUCCAUUAUUUUACGUGAUAUUGUUUUUUAAUCCAACCGGAAGUAUAUAUAGUACUUGUGUACCGCUCAGCCACUCCUCCUUCUUACGCCACAAUACAUCAUUUUAAUCGCAGGGAUCUUAUGCGUGUAAGCCGUUCGAACGAUUUAAAAUAUUUGUCGGUACAUACAUUGAACAACACAUUGAUUUUAUAAGAGCAGUAUUGCUUUUUCUAUAUAUUUCAAUACGUUCGAUAAAAUACUGUUUUGUACCUAAUUCACAUUUUAAUUGUAGAACUAUCUCAAUUAUAGCGUCGGUAAAACUAUAGAAAUCUAGCAAGCCGGUUACGAAGGACUGAUAUGUCCAUUAUAAGAUAUGUUAUGCGUAUAUAUAUUUGUGUGGUAUUUGUUCCCUGUAUAACUCCAAUCGACAGUGCUAUUGUUCUAUGUAUUUGAGAUUGUGAGACACUUGUAGACCUAAAUCAUUGUCGUGAGCCUUUGUAAAACUCCAUUUCAUUUUAUUUAUUGUACAUAGAAUGGUUACUAUAAUGUAGAGAACAUAUUUUCAUUACGAUUAGUGUAUUAUCUUCGUCAUUACUUCUAUCAUCUGACAUGUCAUCUGAGAUUCAUUUUCAUUUAAAUAUCGGAAUAAUUUUGUAAAAUAAAAUACAAAAAACAA
Mizuhopecten yessoensis (Yesso scallop) is the source of this 4140-nucleotide messenger RNA. RefSeq names its product bone morphogenetic protein 3-like. Lineage: Eukaryota; Metazoa; Mollusca; Bivalvia; Pectinida; Pectinidae. Gene Ontology annotation, biological process: SMAD protein signal transduction; BMP signaling pathway. Bases 561 to 2078 code for a protein of 505 amino acids. The record is from RefSeq and is a predicted model, not a curated record. Gene Ontology annotation, molecular function: cytokine activity; growth factor activity. Gene Ontology annotation, cellular component: extracellular region. The transcript is spliced from 3 exons.